ACUUGUGAAUCCGUACUGCUGGGACCUUGAAAAAGGGGACAUACCCCAAAAGAUUGUCCUGAAAAAUUGUGUUAGUGCAAAUAAAAAAAUAUUUACGUACAUUACUCUAUUGUUUGAGUGUCAGAGAAUUUAAAUUUCUUUUCUCUCUUCUGCUUUCAGUCAUGGCGUGUGCGGAUCUGAGGAAGGAGUUGAAAUGUUCCAUCUGUCUGGACAUUUAUAGAGAUCCUGUAACCCUGAAAUGUGGACACAACUUCUGCCGGGACUGUAUUGGUCGUGUGUUUGGUACUAGGGUGAGGUCUGGAGGUUAUUCUUGUCCUGAAUGCAGAGAAAGGUUUAAAAAUCGGCCUGCACUGGGGAGGAACACAACACUACGUAACAUCGUGGAGAAUUUGCUGUCCACCCAUCCAGAUCAGAAGUUAUCCGGGGUCUUCUGUAUUUACUGUAUUCACACUCCUGUACCUGCUGUGAUAUCCUGUCUGAUGUGUGAAGCUUCUCUGUGUGACAAUCACCUGAGAGUCCACAGCAAGUCACCAGAACACGUCUUAUGUGACCUCACCACUUCCCUGGAGAACAGGAAAUGCUCCGUCCAUAAGAAGAUCCUGGAGUAUUACUGCACUGAGGACUCCUCCUGUAUCUGUGUGUCCUGCAGGCUGGAUGGAGAACAUCGGGGACACCAGGUGGAGACUGUGGAUGAGGCCUCUGAGAUGAAGAAGAAGAAACUGAGGAAUGUUCUGCAGAAACUGAUGACAGAGAGAGAGGAGAUGGAGAAAAAAGUCCAGAGUCUGCAGGAACACAGGAGGAAAGUACAAGGAAAAGCAGAUGAUGAAACAGAGAGAGUCAUUGUCCUGUUCAGAGACCUCAGGAGACGUCUGGAAGAUCUGGAGAAGAGAGUCCUGAGUGAGAUCUCUGGUCAGGCAGAGCGGAUCUCUGUUUUAAUCAAUAAUCUGGUCGAGGAUCUGGAAAUAAAGAAGGAGGAGCUGUCCAGUAAGAUGGGGGACAUUGAGGAGCUGUGUAACAUGACGGAUCCACUGACUGUCCUCCUGGAAUCAGACACAGGUGACUUGUGUGAUACGGAGGAUGGAGAUAAUGAGGACAGAGAGAGACGUGAUAAACUCCUCCAUGAUGGAGGGGAUCUGGAUGUGGCGGGGAUCUCACACACAUUACACACAGGUUUAUCUGAUAUCAUGUCUGGGUUAAGUGUAGAGAAAUGUACAGGCACAGAGGUCUAUCCACAUUCUACUACAAAGGGCGAAGGUCCCACCAAUGAUGAACCAUCCAGGAGAUGUCCCCAAACCUCCCCCACCAUACAACCAUCAGGCACACAUGUCUAUCCACAUUCUAUUACAAAGGGCGAAGGUCCCACCAAUGAUGAACCAUCCAGGAGAUGUCCCCAACCCUCCCCCACCAUACAACCAUCCAGGAGACGUCUCCAACCCUCCCCCACCAUACAACACUCACACCGCCAGGCUGGAGGACCAGAUAUUGGGGCUGUACAGCAAACAUCGGGGGUUACAGACAUAUUACUGGAUGCGAGGACAUCUGGUAAUAAUCUCCAUAUAUCAGAUGACAGGAAAACUGCAUCCUACUCAUCAUCACAUCAGAAUCGCCCAAAAACACCAGAGAGAUUUUGGUAUUCUCAGGUGAUGAGCAGUCAGAGUUUCUCCUCAGGCAGACAUUACUGGGAAGUGGAUGUUGGGGGGUCAGAUCGGUGUAGAGUCGGGAUGUGUUACCACAGUAUAGGCAGGAGAGGACGUCAGUCACUGAUUGGAUAUAAUAAGAAGUCCUGGGGUCUGGAGAUAAGGUGGGGGGAUAAUCUGUACUCAGUAAAACAUAACAGUAAGAACAUCCUAUUACUCAGCGGUGUCUCCAGUAACAGAGUCAGGAUAGAUCUGGAUUAUGAGGCCGGGCGGAUCUCCUUUUAUGAUCUGUGUAACCCGAUCCGACAUCUCCACACCUUCAACACCACCUUCACUGAGCCUCUCCAUGCUGGGAUAGGUGUAUGUGAUGGUUGUAUAAAGAUAUCUGGGGGGAAUCAAAUGUGAGAAAUCUGCCCAGUUACUGGUGACAUCACAGGGUGGAGAAUCUGAUUGGUGAAAUUCUCAGCCAAUAGGAGGAAGCAGUGGAAAAGAACUAACAUCUAGGGCCAUCAUCUUCAUCCUCAUCCUCACUUCACUACCUAGUGUGUCACUGACCAGAAACAAGCAUGCAGGAGGUCAGAUUGUUCAGACUUCACUGGUUGCAUGCUUGUUCUGGGUCAGUGACAUAUGAGGUAGUGUAGCCAGGAUUGAGAUGGCAGCCAUGGAGCCUGAACCUUUACAGUGUAUCUAUAGCCAUACUUUAUUUUUUGGUAGUCGGGAAAGACUAGAACCUCUCAGUUUUUUGGGAUUUUUUUUUUUUUUGACUGUUAAUCAAAAAAAUAAAAAAAAUUACCAGACAAGAAGUGAGAGGAACUCUGACAGCAACACAUACAGUAAUAUAAGUUAUUUUCUUUAGUAAAAUCAAGGAAGGUUAUAACCAAUGUCAAGUUUUUUUUUUUUUUCCUAUGUCCUAAUUUCAGAUUUUCCUUAAUAUCCUGUCUGGUAAAAGGUUGUCCCCAUGACAGGAAGUGAGAGGGAUCUCUCCAAUGGAGCCUUGGAUAGCAAAAAAAAUUGACAGUGGUUCUAAUCUUCUAAAAAUCUGGAAAAAUAGGUUCUGUCUGGACACACAAUUUACAAUCCACAAGGAUCAUUCCUAAAUUUCUGUCCUCACAGGUUACUUUAUAUGACAAGUCCUGGUAUCUGUGAUUGCUCCUCCUCCCCGUCACUCUGAUUGGCUGUAAAAAUUGUCACUAAUUAUACAGCCAGUGCUAGUCUUGUUCCUAUUGGUUAUGAUGUACGGGGGG
Messenger RNA from Rana temporaria (common frog), 2881 nucleotides. Its product is annotated as E3 ubiquitin/ISG15 ligase TRIM25-like. Lineage: Eukaryota; Metazoa; Chordata; Amphibia; Anura; Ranidae. The transcript has a single exon. The coding region runs from base 162 to 2042 and encodes 626 amino acids. The record is from RefSeq and is a predicted model, not a curated record. Gene Ontology annotation, molecular function: protein binding; zinc ion binding.